This is a messenger RNA of Cryptomeria japonica (Japanese cedar), 3236 nucleotides long. RefSeq names its product ABC transporter G family member 3. The transcript has 11 exons. The coding region runs from base 841 to 2886 and encodes 681 amino acids. The record is from RefSeq and is a predicted model, not a curated record. Gene Ontology annotation, molecular function: ABC-type transporter activity; ATP hydrolysis activity; ATP binding. NCBI's taxonomy places the organism in Eukaryota, Viridiplantae, Streptophyta, Pinopsida, Cupressales, Cupressaceae. Gene Ontology annotation, cellular component: membrane.
AGAAGAGAAGGAAAAAGUGCUGUUAUUCUUGCAGGGUUUAGCCUAACUUUCUGUCUAGGCUGUCAGUCCACGAGCUUUACUUUUGUUGCUUUGUUCAGGAAUCAGGAUGACCAGUUAACAUACAACAUUGGAAAAGAGCGAGAUGAACUUUUAUUUUAACGUUUGCUUGAAUGACAAGAACCGGUUGGAAUUAAGGGACAAAAAAUUCACCAGAAAUUCGUACGACGUAAAAUACAAUCCAAGUAUGGUGUGUGAUACAACUUUUACGUCUUUAAUGAUGAAGAAAUACCAACUUUGGAUGGUGUGGGAGAUCAUCAAUAGAGGAUCAGCGCCGAAAGAGAAAUAUUCUCAAAUGGGCGACCCUCCAUUCUAGUGGGGCCAUAUUCUGCAGAUAAAUAUGAGUUGCCCCCAUGUUUUCUCUCUGCGCAGAAAUUCUAUGUACCGCGACAAUAUAUUUCAAUUAAAUUAUGAUUUACUGUUUGAAACCAUGGCAUGAUGAGCGCAUUAGGGCUUGCUUUUUCUGUCCUUGAUUGUACUAUCAUUAAUCAUACCGUUCUGCUUGAUUGAAUAAAUCGCACAGGAUCCGAGAGUCGAGAUACCAUUGUGGGUUUAUUAUAAAAGAACUAAAAGGGCAGUUGUAGGGCCUCUGUUGGAAUAUCUGUAUAUGACUUUUGGACUGAUUUGAUGGGGAUGAUAAUUGCUGCUCACACUUUACCUUCUCCUCUGCUUAGUGUCGGUGGCCUUAACUGAUAAUUUUUAUUAUCCCGCGUUUUGAAGAAAACAGGCUUACCUUCAAGCAUUUUCUGGCAGUCUCUCUGCAACAAUCCUGCGUUGUUUGCAAUGGAAGAAAUAUAUUCUUCCCCCGAUACACAGGGUCCAUCUUCCUUCUCAGGUUCAAAAGUCCAAAGGAAAAAGCACGUAAGUGCCAGCUCUAUUUCUUCGCAGAAUGAUUUGGAGAAGGAUAUGACUGAGGAAGAUCAGAGGAGAAUGAAAACUGCUUCUGAUUAUCAUACGAAGCAUGAAUCAGCUCUUGUUUGGAGGGAUGUGACAGUUACAAUUAGUGGGAAGCGAAAGUACUCCGAUAAGGUUGUAAAGGGUUGCACAGGCUAUGCAGUUCCCGGUACCCUCACUGUGAUUAUGGGCCCUGCAAAAUCUGGGAAGUCUACUCUGCUCAGAGCUCUUGCAGGCAUAUUACCCAACACAGCUAAGGUCUACGGGGAGGUUCUUGUGAAUGGUCGAAAAUCAGAGUUCAAAUAUGGAAAUUAUGGAUAUAUUGGACGAAAAGAUGAACUGAUAGACACUCUUACUGUGCGGGAGAUGCUGUACCAUGCUUCUCUUUUACAACUUCCAGGUUUCAUAUCUCGUGCAGAAAAGGCUGCUAUGGUUGAGGAUGCUAUCUUAGCUAUGUCAUUGCAGGAAUAUUCGGAUUCACGCAUAGGAAGUAACUUUCACAGCAAGGGUUUAUCAAAUGGUGAAAUAAGACGCAUAAGCAUUGCCAGGGAGCUGAUUACAAACCCGCAAUUCAUAUUUAUCGAUGAACCCCUUUAUCACCUUGACUGUGUGUCUUCUCUAUUGAUGAUGGUGAUGCUGAAAAAACUUGCCAGCACGGGACGUACUGUCAUAUUUACCAUGUAUCAUAGCAGCACUGAAGUAUUUGGCCUCUUUGACAAUAUCUGCUUGCUGGCAAAUGGAAAGAUGCUAUUCUUUGGGGAAACAUUAUCCUGUUUGCAACACUUUGCAAAUGCAGGGUUUCCUUGCCCUGUCAUGCAAAGUCCAUCUGAUCACUUCCUACGAGCUAUCAAUACAGAUUUUGAUAAAAUCAUUUCAAUGUGUAAAAACUGGCAGGAUGAACAUAGAGAAUUUUCAACUGUUAAGAUGGACACAGCUGCUGCCAUCCAGACUAUAGAAACUACAUACAAAGCAUCGGCUGAUGCUCUUGCUGUUGAAUCCAUGCUGGUUAAACUUACAGAGAAGGCAGGGCCAAUGAUUAAAAGCAAGGGUCAUGCAAAUGUCUUUGAAUGCAUACUAAUAUUGACAUGGAGAUCAUGCUUGAACAUGGCCAGAGAUUUUAGAUACUUUUGGUUGCGGCUAAUGCUCUAUAUGCUGCUGAUGAUCAGUAUGGGGACAGUAUUCACGAAUAUAGGUCAUACACUGUUUUCAGUCAAGGCAAGAGUUGUUGCAGUCUUUUUUUUCAUAGCUUUCACAUCUUUAUUGAGUAUUGGGGGUUUUCCUUCUCAUAUUAAAGAAAUUAAGGUUUACAGCCAUGAAAAAGCUGCUAGACACACUGGACUAAUUCCCUUUUUGCUAGGAAACUUGCUUUCCAGUAUUCCUUUUUUGUUUCUCAUCUCCAGCUUGUGUUCGGUAGUCAUUUACUUCUUACUUGGUCUGAGAUCAGAUUUCAGCUUGUUUAUGUAUUUUGUUCUAAACUUCUUCGUGUGCCUUCUGAUAAAUGAAGGCAUGCUCAUGAUUCUCGCUUCAUUCUCACCAAAUGUAUUCAAAGGCAUGCUGACCAUGGUUUUUCUUCAGAUUAUCAUGAUGCUGGUUGCAGGAUAUUUCAGACUGAGAGAUGAACUCCCAAGGGCAGUAUGGAAGUACCCACUAUCAUAUUUGGUGUUCCAUACAUAUGCGAUUGAGGGUCUUCUUGAAAAUGAAUAUGUAGGAGUAUCCUUUGCUGUGGGACAAAUUGGAUCGAUUUCUGGAGAAAAAGCUCUGCGGGAUUCAUAUGAUAUUUCAAGCUCAAGGAAUGCCAAGUGGAUAAACCUAUUGAUUCUUGUUAUCAUAGCUCUUGGAUAUCGAUUAAUCCUAUUUUUAUCCCUUUAUAUGGGAGAAAAGUGCAGAUCUUGGCCCUACAGAAGUUACAGAGAAAACAAAUGCUUUGUGAAUUGAGAUAAAGCACAAAUUCCAUUGUUUAUAAAAUUUAUUCUAAUAAAAAGUAAGCUAGCAAAGAAGUGCUUGAUCUUCUUUUCCCUCCCUUGAAAAGGACAGCUAGAUUCUCGGGCAGUAUAAAUGUUAUUUGGUAGAUAUGGUAACCCAGGCUCUUUUGAACCUUGGUUAUGAUCUCGAGUCUGCUUUUAUUAUAAAUGUUACAUUUGUAAUUAAUGUAAAUUCCCACAGAUCUGUUCACUGCAGGAGCAUCCAUCUUCCCAAAAAUAAAUUUAAUCUUCUGCAAGGCAAUCUCUGCAAUUCUGAUAUAUUUUAGCACCCAAUUUUAUACAGUUCCUGCUAUUUCACAAUGA